This is a messenger RNA of Erigeron canadensis, 1987 nucleotides long. RefSeq names its product cell division protein FtsZ homolog 2-1, chloroplastic-like. Gene Ontology annotation, molecular function: GTP binding; GTPase activity. Gene Ontology annotation, cellular component: chloroplast; cytoplasm. The coding region runs from base 160 to 1578 and encodes 472 amino acids. NCBI's taxonomy places the organism in Eukaryota, Viridiplantae, Streptophyta, Magnoliopsida, Asterales, Asteraceae. The record is from RefSeq and is a predicted model, not a curated record. The transcript is spliced from 9 exons. Gene Ontology annotation, biological process: chloroplast fission.
ACAAAAGAAUAAUAUUGACAACAACCUAAAAAGAUUAAGACCCAUUUCUAAUUUUCAGCUCCUUUUCGUUUCUCUCCAAAUUACACUCCCAUCCUUGCUCAUACUUCCAUUUCAGGUGUUGUUAGGGGGUUAUCUACUUUAGGGAUUGAGGAAUCCUAAAUGGCAACAUGUAUAUCGCCAUUAUUAGUACCGUUAGAAGCUCGGAAUCCGAUAGGGGGGCUAACUGUUUUCGGUGGGAGAGUGAAUUCCUUGAGGAUGAUUGAUGAUAAACAUGUGUUUUCGAACAGUACUAGCAAGGUUUCUUAUAGCCCUCAUGUUAAAUGUAUGGCGAAUUCGCAUAAUGUGAAUCAGUUUAACAAUAAAGAUCAGUUUUUGAAUUUGCAUCCUGAGGUUUCGAUGCUUAGAGGUGAGGGAGGUAGUAACAACAAUAAAAACAGUACAGUGAUUAAUCCGAAUGUUACUGAGAUUUUGAGAGAGUCAACUGGUUCGGGUGGUUAUAAUGAGGCUAAGAUUAAAGUUAUCGGUGUUGGUGGUGGCGGGUCGAAUGCCGUUAAUCGUAUGAUUGAGAGUGCGAUGAAGGGUGUUGAGUUUUGGAUUGUGAAUACUGAUAUUCAAGCUAUGAGAAUGUCACCGGUUUUCCCAGAACAACGGUUGCAAAUUGGUGAAGAGUUGACUCGUGGACUUGGUGCUGGUGGUAACCCAGAGGUUGGUAUGAAUGCUGCUAAAGAAAGCAGGGAGUCUAUUGAAGAAGCUGUUUAUGGUUCGGAUAUGGUUUUCGUGACUGCUGGGAUGGGCGGAGGAACUGGUACGGGCGGGGCCCCUGUAAUCGCGGGGGUUGCAAAGUCAAUGGGAAUAUUGACUGUUGGUAUUGUUACAACUCCAUUCUCGUUUGAAGGUCGAAGAAGAGCAGUGCAAGCACAAGAAGGAAUUGCAUCUUUGAGGGAAAAUGUGGACACUCUGAUAGUCAUUCCAAAUGACAAGUUAUUGACUGCAGUUUCUCCAUCUACCCCUGUAACCGAAGCUUUCAAUCUGGCCGAUGAUAUUCUUAGACAAGGUGUUCGUGGUAUCUCAGAUAUAAUUACGAUACCAGGAUUGGUUAAUGUUGAUUUUGCUGAUGUACGUGCUAUUAUGGCAAAUGCAGGCUCGUCAUUAAUGGGGAUAGGAACUGCAACAGGCAAAACGCGGGCAAGAGAUGCUGCAUUGAAUGCGAUUCAGUCACCUUUACUAGAUCUUGGGAUCGAGAGGGCUACAGGAAUUGUGUGGAAUAUUACCGGUGGUAGUGAUUUGACAUUGUUUGAGGUGAAUGCUGCAGCGGAGGUCAUAUAUGAUCUUGUGGAUCCAAGUGCUAACUUGAUAUUUGGUGCGGUCAUUGAUCCAUCAAUAAGUGGUCAAGUUAGCAUAACUCUUAUUGCAACAGGCUUCAAACGGCAAGAAGAAAGUGACAGUCGGACUCUCCAGAGCGGGCAGACAGAUGUAGCUGGAAUGAACCGGCGAUCACCAGCCUUCGCAGAAGGCGGCUCUGUAGAAAUCCCUGAGUUUUUAAGGAAGAAAGGACGCUCACGCUAUCCAAGAGCUUAAGUGAUUAUGAUAUAUUCUCUUGCAUUGAUGGCCAGAGAAAGAAGUGGCAGAGAAGAGAGUAGCAAGAUUUUUUCGUAAAAUUAUGGGGACAAGAAUCUACACAAAUAGGUGGUUGAAGUGACCAUCAAAUAAUAUCCUCCACUUGUCAAAUCCAUCUCAAUAAUUUGAUGCUAUUUGAAUCGAAUAAAUUAAUAUGUAACAUUUCAAACUUUCAGUUGAUCUUAGUAUUAAAAUAGAACCCAAAGUUAUAGAAAUAACAUGUGAAACACCAAUAACGAAUAAGCGACAUCAAAUUGCGUCAAAGACAGGAUGAAGAAUGAGAAAUGUAAAGAUCUCUCUACCUCUACUUGGUGGUAAUGACUAAUAAGGUUGUUUGAAUGAAAGUUUUUAUAUUGAUGGCGUUGAUUAA